Molecule: messenger RNA, 2555 nt
Organism: Wasmannia auropunctata (little fire ant)
Lineage: Eukaryota; Metazoa; Arthropoda; Insecta; Hymenoptera; Formicidae
Exons: 8
Coding region: 1075-2301 (408 amino acids)
Biological process (GO): sensory perception of smell; detection of chemical stimulus involved in sensory perception of smell
Cellular component (GO): plasma membrane
Molecular function (GO): olfactory receptor activity; odorant binding
Source: RefSeq, a predicted model, not a curated record
AUAAAAAUAUAAAUUGAUAUAAAUCGAGUUUAUUAUACAUUUAUCAAAUAGUGAAGUUGGAUUAAGGUAAUUUUAAACUCCGAUUCACUUAUCAUUCUUAUUAUUUCGUUGACAUAAAUAAAAUUAUUAAUUUUUUAUUGUUAACAUAUAGGAAAAAGAUUAGCGACAACUAAUUAUGUAUUGAGAAAUUUUAUUUAAAAUUUUAGACAAUUCUGUUGGUUGAAUUAAUUGUAGAUUAAAUUAACCAGCACAUAUCAAUCUGCGUAAAAUAAUCUGAUCAAUAAUUUAAAACACGAAAAAGGCAAUAUUUUCUGGACGACAAUAACGCAUCUUAAUGUCAAAAUUUACAAUUUCAGAUUUUGUGUUGCAAUUUAUUUUUUUGUAGAGUACACAAACGAAAAAUAAAAAUAUUUUAUUAUACAUACAUAUAAUUCAAAUACAAGCUUCGACGUUUAAUUGUGUAUAGAUAUAUGAACUGCCUUACUGCUGAGCGAACAUUUCUGUUAAAUCGCGGCGGCAGUCACAUAAACCAAUCCAUAGCAACAUUCGACACGAAACUCUUGUAAAUUAAAAAAAAAAAGAUCAAUCAGUUUUUGAAUGGCAUGUAUCCCCUCGUGUUACGCGAACCUUCAUAGACAUUUGCCAUUUUUUCGUAGUAAUUUAUUUAGCUCAUGUCGCGCAGUCCUUCGUGUCGCUUCCCUGCCACGCUUAUCGACCACUAUUUGCAUGAAAAAUUAUACGGUAUUGCCAGAGGAAAAAAGAAUAUAAAAAAAACAUAAUACUCCUACGCAACGCGAGUCAUGGGCGGGAGACAUAUGGACGAGUAUCGUGUGUCACCGCGGCGAUUGACGUUUUGCGAAGUAUAAUUUCUGCGACAUCUUUUUUUACCUCUCUCUAACAAUGAUGAAUAGAAAAUGAUGGGGCGCGGCAUGCGUAUUGCGUUUCCCGACAACCUGUGAUUAUCGCAGGCAACGUUAGCAUAGACGUAGCACGUUAUUAGGGGAUACGCACAGUAUAGUAUCGGGAUAUGGGUAUCGUCCGGAAAAUAUCAGCUGGAUCUUGAGGGAGACAUCCAUGACGCAAAACCGAGUCGGGAAGAUGCAAUUGACUGUGAAGCACUACUACAAUGUUAACAAGAUCCUCAUGUCGAAAAUGGGCACUUGGCCGACGCAAAGUACAUUCAAGAAGAUAGCGUUGCCGACCUUAACAACAACUGUAAUUUUCAGCAUCGGUUUUCUUGAGUUUGUACGAAUGACGGAAAUAUGGCAUAAGCUGAUGGAGGACUGCGAAUGCUUCAUCAUAGUGCUGCUUUCAAUCGGCGGUUACAUUAAAAUAUUUCUUGUGGUCCUCAAAAAUAAAAACAUAGAAUACCUAUUGUCGCUCAUCAAUUAUCAUUGGCGCAUCUUCACGCAUUCCUUGGAGGUAAAAGCUAUGGAGGAGUACGCUAUCUUAGGAAGAAAAAUGACGAUAAUUUACGCCGUUAUGAUUUAUUCGUUAAUGAGUAUUUUCAUGCUGAUGCCGCUAAUGCCGCAAUUAUUGGAUCUCCUCAUGCCUCUCAAUACAUCGCGCCCUCGCAUAUAUCUAUUCGAUAUCGACUACAGCUUCGACAGGGACGAGUAUUUCUAUCCUGUAUUAUUCCACUCGUACACGUUAACUGUAUUGUCUAUGACAGCCAUGGUAAUAGUCGAUACAAGCUAUCUGAUGUUCACGCUGCACGCGUGCGGUCUGUUUGCCUCUAUCGGGCAUCGGCUAGAAAAUCUGACCUCGAUGACAAGUGUAAAGAAAAACAAUUUUAAGGACGUAAUUUGUAAUAAGCGCAAAGAUUACGAUGACGAGAUCUAUCGCGAACUGGUGCUUCUCUUACGGAAACAUCAACUGAGCCUUACAUAUGUCGAUUUGUUGGAGUCUUUCUAUGCACUAUAUUCAUUUUCGAUGAUCUUCCUGCAUUUCAUCAUUAUGACUCUCCUCGGAAUGCAAAUAAUGUCUUUGAAGGAUCAAAAGCAAGAGAUGAUCAAAUUCGUAUCGAUGGGACUAGGUGGUUUCGUGCAUCUUUUCGUUUUGAGUUACCCCGCCCAAGAGAUAAUGGACCAUAGCGCAGAUAUAUUUCACAAAGCAUAUAACAUGCUGUGGUACAAAAUGUCGCGAAGAACGGUACGGUUGCUGAGCAUAUUGCUUUACAGGGCUUUUGUGCCUUGUACAUUAACGGCCGGCAAAAUAUACGUGCUGUCGAUAGAGAAUUAUGUUAAGGUAAGAAAUCUUUCCAAUUCGUGCAGUAUCUAUAAGUAUUAUGGAAGUACGUAGCCAAUUUGAAUUUUAAGGUGAUGAAAGUAACUUUUUCUUAUUUCACCGCCCUUUCGUCGCUCCAGUGAUUUGUGGUUAAAGGAAAAGGAAAGCAAUGUUAUGUUGGAUUAUCGAACGAUAAAAUUAGUGAGUUGAGUGAUUUUUCACGGUAAAAAGUAACUCUAUAUCGUACAGCAAUGAUAAAUGAAAUUUAAAAAAAAUUGACGAGUUGCAUAUGAAAGUGAAGACGUAUUUUGAAAUCUGUUAUAGAUUUA